AUGGUGCGCGUGCCCGGAUCUUCUGAGGCCUCUGGAUUUCACCGUGAGUCCACUGGCGAAGAUGUCAAGAUUAAGCAAGAACCUGGGAUUGAAGUGUCAGCGACAAAGGGAUCGACGCAGACACGCAGAAGCACAAGAUCCUCAGAUCAUCAGAGUUUUGGGAGGGGCUCUGAUGAAAUGAAAAUGAAAGAGGAAGAUCGAGAGAUCGAUCUGGAAGAUAAACCUCAAUUCCUCCUAGGGUCCCUUCGGGGCCACCGCAGAUCGCUCUGCAAAGAGCGAUCUGCUGGAUGA
This is a messenger RNA of Peronospora matthiolae, 291 nucleotides long. The record is from the annotation of a GenBank genome assembly. NCBI's taxonomy places the organism in Eukaryota, Oomycota, Peronosporomycetes, Peronosporales, Peronosporaceae.